UGAUUUUCUUUUCUUUUUUUUUAAUUGGUAGAUUUAUUGAGUGGUGGAUCCAAAAUCUAAUCCAUUGCAGCUGUAUAUCACGUUGGAAGCUCAAAAACCCUUCAACUGAAAUAACCACCAAAUGUCCUCUUACACUGUACAACCCCUCUCUUCAAUCUCUCUCCCCUUCUAUCCACACUCCCUUUCUGCUGUCCAAACCCACCAGCAGUCCACAAAACCAGUUUACAAACACUCUCUUCAACCCAUAGUCUCCACUUCUCCAAAACCCAUUACCCAGUCCUUCUCUCAGGCCUCAUGGGUCGAGUCCCUUCGCUUUUGCACCCGCUCCAAUUUAUUCCUGGAAGCUGUUUCUAUGUACAUUGAAAUGAUUCUUUCGGGUGUUUCACCUGACUGCUCUGCCUUCCCUAUUGUUUUGAAGGCCGUGACUGGCCUUCAGGAUUUGAAUUUGGGAAAACAGAUUCAUGCGCAUGUUAUUAAAUAUGGAUAUGGGUCAUCUUCCGUGACCAUAGCUAAUACGCUUGUAAAUUUCUAUGGUAGGUGUGCAGAAUUGCACGAUGUGUAUAAGAUGUUUGAUAGAAUUACUGAAAGAGACCUAGUUUCUUGGAAUUCACUAAUUUCUGCACUCUGUCGUUCUGAAGAGUGGGAGUGUGCACUGGAGGUAUUUAGAUUCAUGUUGGCUGAGAAUCUGGAGCCAAGUUCAUUUACUUUGGUAAGUCUGGCACUCGCUUGCUCUAAGUUGCACAAGCGUGAGGGCUUGCGGCUUGGGAAGCAAGUUCACGGAUAUAGUUUUAGAAAAGGUCAUUGGAGAACGUUUACCAACAAUUCUUUGAUGACAAUGUAUGCAAAUCUAGGAAGAAUAGAUGAUGCAAAAAGUUUGUUUGACUUGUUUGAGGGUCGUGAUUUGGUUUCUUGGAAUACCAUCAUAAGUUCAUUUUCUCAAAAUGAUAGAUUUAUGGAAGCACUGGUUUUCUUGAGGCUAAUGGUUCCUGAAGGAAUUAAGCCUGAUGGGUUCACACUUGCAAGUGUUCUUCCUGCUUGCUCCUACUUGGAGAUGCUUGUUAGUGGGAAGGAAAUUCAUGCUUAUGCCUUGAGAAAUGGCAAUUUGAUUGAGAAUUCGUUCGUGGGUAGUGCUUUAGUUGACAUGUAUUGCAACUGUGGGGAGGUUGAAAGCGGUCGUCAAGUGUUUGAUGGUAUCUUGGAAAAAAAAAUUGGGAUCUGGAAUGCUAUGAUUGCUGGUUAUGCACAAAAUGAGCAUGAUGAGAAGGCAGUGACGCUUUUCCUAGAAAUGGAAGCUGUUGCUGGACUUUGUCCCAAUGCAACUACAAUGGCGAGUGUUGUGCCCGCUUGUGUACGCUGUGAAGCAUUUUCUAAAAAAGAAGGCAUACAUGGGCUUGUGAUAAAGAGGGGUUUGGAAAGAGAUAGAUAUGUGCAAAAUGCACUCAUGGAUAUGUACUCCAGGAUGGGGAACAUGGAGAUUUCAAAGACCAUAUUUAAGAGCAUGGAAUUUAGAGAUAUAGUUUCUUGGAACACAAUGAUCACUGGGUAUGUUAGUUCUGGAUGCUAUGAUGAUGCUCUUCUGCUGCUACGUGAGAUGCAACAAGCAGAUGAAGGAAACAACAUACAUGAUGAUAAGAAACAAGUCCAUUUUAAACCUAAUUCGAUAACCCUUAUGACUGUCCUUCCUGGUUGCGCCUCCCUAUCAGCGUUGGGAAAGGGGAAAGAGAUACAUGCAUAUGCCAUUAGAAAUUCAUUAGCAUCAGAAGUCACUGUAGGAAGCGCAUUAGUUGACAUGUAUGCAAAGUGUGGCUGCUUAAACUUAUCUAGGAGAGUAUUCGAUCAAAUGCCUGUUAGAAAUGUUAUUACUUGGAAUGUAAUUAUCAUGGCGUAUGGGAUGCAUGGAAAUGGGAAGGAGGCCUUAGAACUGUUCAAAGAUAUGGUGGCUGAGGGAAACAGUAGUGGAGAAGUAAAGCCUACUGAUGUUACUUUCAUAGCAAUUUUUGCUGCUUGUAGCCACUCAAGGAUGGUCGAUGAGGGCCUGCAUCUGUUCCAUAGAAUGAAAAAUGACCAUGGGAUUGAUCCUGGCCCAGAUCACUAUGCUUGUGUUGUGGAUUUACUUGGUAGAGCAGGCCAAGUGGAGCAAGCAUAUGAACUCAUCAACAUCAUGCCUUCUGGUUUUGACAAGGUAGGGGCCUGGAGUAGCUUGCUUGGAGCAUGUCGGAACCACCAAAAUAUAAAAAUAGGGGAAAUUGUUGCUCAAAACCUCCUACAGUUACAACCAAAUGUGGCCAGCCACUACGUUUUGCUGUCUAAUAUGUACUCAUCUGUCAGACUUUGGGACAAGGCAAUGGAUGUUAGAAGGAAGAUGAGUGAAAUGGGAGUAAAGAAAGAACCCGGCUAUAGUUGGAUUGAGUAUGGUGAUGAGAUACAUAAAUUUUUAGCUGGCGAUUUAUCACACCCACAGAGUGAAAGACUCCAUGAUUUUCUGGAGACCCUGUCGGAAAGGAUGAAAAAGGAGGGGUAUGUGCCUGAUACUUCUUGUGUACUUCACAAUGUUGAUGAGGAGGAGAAAGAAACUUUACUUUGUGGACACAGUGAGAAAUUGGCAAUAGCUUUUGGCAUACUAAACACUCCUCCUGGAACUACCAUUAGAGUUGCCAAGAAUCUUCGGGUGUGUAAUGACUGCCAUGCUGCGACUAAGUUUAUCUCCAAGUUGGUGGAUAGGGAGAUCGUCCUUAGAGAUGUCAGGAGGUUCCAUCACUUCAAGAAUGGUACCUGUUCUUGUGGGGAUUAUUGGUGAAAAUCAGCUUUUUCAUUAGGAAUCAGCUUUUUAUUUGAGGUUCCUCAUGCUGAUAUUUGUUGUGCACGUAAAAUUUAUUGUAUUUCUACAAUGAUUUUAGGUACAAGGUGUAAAGAAAAAUUAUACAACAAUCAAAAGUUGUAGUGUUCAAAUCUUGCUCAACACUUUCAUUCUCA
Messenger RNA from Hevea brasiliensis (rubber tree), 2973 nucleotides. RefSeq names its product pentatricopeptide repeat-containing protein At3g57430, chloroplastic. The transcript has a single exon. Lineage: Eukaryota; Viridiplantae; Streptophyta; Magnoliopsida; Malpighiales; Euphorbiaceae. Gene Ontology annotation, biological process: RNA modification. The record is from RefSeq and is a predicted model, not a curated record. Gene Ontology annotation, molecular function: protein binding; RNA binding; zinc ion binding. The coding region runs from base 122 to 2797 and encodes 891 amino acids.